Dryobates pubescens (Downy woodpecker) is the source of this 1363-nucleotide messenger RNA. RefSeq lists its product as uncharacterized. Lineage: Eukaryota; Metazoa; Chordata; Aves; Piciformes; Picidae. The transcript has 12 exons. The record is from RefSeq and is a predicted model, not a curated record. Bases 98 to 1363 code for a protein of 421 amino acids. Gene Ontology annotation, biological process: regulation of attachment of spindle microtubules to kinetochore; cell division.
GCCAGAGAGGGAUGGGUUGCAGCAGGAGUGCGGUGAGCUGCGCCGGGAUCUGCGGGAGGCAAACGAGUUCCGGGAGUUCAUCGAUCAGGAGAACCGUAUGUUCCGCACCCAGCUGCUGGAGGAGGAGGCCAGGCUGAAGUCCACACUGGCCACCCUGCAGGAGCGCAACCUGCAGUGUGAGGAGCUGAUGGAAUCCCAGAAGCACCUGUGGGAAGAGCAGGCCGCCCUCAGCAAGGAGCUGGAAAGUACCAAGGCUGAGCUCCUUGACUUGCAGCUGAAGAGGAAUAAAGUCUCCUGGGGCACUACAGACAUCAGCAAGAGCAAGCUGAGGCUGCAGGAACUUGCUGACAGCCUUAGGGCCUCUCUGCAAGAGGAGGAUGACAAUGCUCCAUCAAGCAGCAGAGCCUGGACCCCAGCUCCACGGACACCAGGCUGGCAGACGCCACACCGUCCUGUGACUCCUGCCUGCCGCACCCCAGCAUACCGUACCCCAUACCACCCUAGGAGCUCCUUUGUGGGCACCAUCCUGAAAGCAAUGUCAGGGAGAGAUGAUGAUGAAGAUACUGGAGAUGGGAGUGUGUUUGCCAAGGACAAACCUGUUUCUGCAUUAAGGCAAAUAGAGCCUGAGGAAGGUCUGCUGGAGAGUGUGGAUGCACUGAAAGCUGUGGUCUCUGACCUCACCAUGCUGAGCUACCGCAUCCAGGAGCAAGAGCAGAACAAAUUCAUCGAACUGCGGAAGGAGAUUUCUGACCUGCAGCACCAGCUGGAGAAGGUGACAGAUGAGAGUGAGGAGAAGAUAGAGACCUACGAGGCCACCAUCACCAAGCUGAACAAGAAGCUGAGGGACAAGAUGGAGUCUGAGAAGCAGCUGAAGGACCUGGUGAAACAGCAGGACAAUAAGAUCACACAACUCAUCGACCACAGUGCUGAAGUCAAGAGGCUGGAGGCAGAUGUCUCCCAGCUGAAGCGCUUGCUCCAGCAUGCUGAGACAGAGGCCAAGACACUGUGGCAGGAGUUGCGGUUGCAGGAGCCCAAGGUGGACACUACCCAUGUGCAAGAGCGGAUUCUGCUGCGGCAGCAGGUGGACAAACUGCGGCAGCUGAUGCUGGACAAAGAUGAUGAGAAGUGGCGAAUCUCCAAAAAGUACAUGGAGCAGAUCAAAGGAUUGGAGCUGAAGCUCCAUCAGGUCCAGAAAAUGCUGCGAACCCAUGAGAAAUUGCAGGAGAAGAUAAAAGAGGUGAGGUUUGUGGUCCUGUUGACUGCUCCUGACAUUGCAGAUGGCUGCCCCGAGUUGCAAAGCCUGCUGCAGCAGUGCUUGAACAUGGAGCCAGGCAGUGGCAGUGGGGAAGCUGCGGAGCUGUAG